CGACCCGCACGAAAACCUCUGGAGAGAAGUUGCCCGACUGUGGCUGUGCGUGAGUUCCAAGUCUUUCUUCUUCUCCGUUUCCUAGUCUUGAGUUCCUUCAUCCCUCAGGGCGACCAGAAGAAUGUCGGAUCAUACGGGAAGCAGCGGCGGCCGGAACAGAUGGAGUUGGGAAAUAUCGGGAUUCGAACCUCGGUUGUCGCCAUCAGAGCUCGACGAUCACAGUAAUUUGAGGCCGUCGUCACUGCUGGUCCGGAGGUACUCGAUCUCACCUUCAUCCAUUGCUUCUCAUUCGGAACUGUCUAAGCACGCGCAGAACUCCGUACUCCUCAAAUUGAAGGACAAAAUCAAGAUCAAGCUGUUCUUGAAUCAGAAGCUAGAAUUUGUCCUUUGAUAUCUGAGAAGAAAAAAAAAUUUAAUGACCUGUUGACUACCAAAGGAAAUAUGCAAGUAUUUUGCCGUGUAAGACCAGUUUUUGAAGAUGAAGGUUCAUCUAUUGUUGAAUUUCCUGACUGUUUUACUGUUCGUGUCAAUACUGGUGAUUAUAGUGCAUUCAAUCCUAAGAAGGAUUUUGAAUUUGAUAGAGUUUUUGGUCCUCAUAUUGGACAAGUUGACCUUUUUACUGAUAUUCAGCCUUUUGUUCAGUCAGCCUUUGAUGGAUAUAAUGUCUGUAUAUUUGCUUAUGGUCAAACAUACUCCGGAAAGACACACACCAUGGAAGGGUCUAGUCAUGAUCGUGGUUUAUAUGCUCGAUGCUUUGAGGAGCUGUUUGAUUUAUCCAAUUCAGAUGCAACUUCCACAUCUAAAUUUAGAUUCUCAGUUUCAGUCUAUGAGCUUUAUAAUGAACAGGUCCCAGCUUC
Cuscuta campestris is the source of this 857-nucleotide messenger RNA. NCBI's taxonomy places the organism in Eukaryota, Viridiplantae, Streptophyta, Magnoliopsida, Solanales, Convolvulaceae. The record is from the annotation of a GenBank genome assembly.